Molecule: messenger RNA, 496 nt
Organism: Musa acuminata subsp. malaccensis (wild Malaysian banana)
Lineage: Eukaryota; Viridiplantae; Streptophyta; Magnoliopsida; Zingiberales; Musaceae
Source: RefSeq, a predicted model, not a curated record
CAAAAUUGAGACAAAGGAGACAAAUAUAGCAAUGAGUUGCAUGAGGUUUUCAAGGGGAAUCAGCAUCACUAACAAGGCUGCUCGAUUGGUGGGUGCGAGAGGGUUCGCAAUAGCUAGUGGCAAGGGAAAGAAGGGCCCGAAAGGUGGCGCUAAUGAUGCGCCUAAAGCUUCACUUAUGAGCCAUGAAGUAAAGAGCACAACAGUUGUUGGAGCCAAUAUCCUCAAGGAUGGUACUGAUCCGAAGAUAGUGCCCGAUUCUGAGUACCCAGACUGGCUGUGGCGCUUGCUCGACAAACGCCCAACGCUGAGUGAACUGCGGCGGAAGGACUCGGAAUCUCUCCCAUUUGAAGACCUUAAACGCUUCGUGAAGCUGGAUAACCGUGCCCGAAUCGAGGGAAACAAUGCUGCCAGAGCUAAAAAUUGAAGUUUAUACUAGAAUGUUGCCAUUGUUGGCUGUUCUCUGCAGUGUAAUCCCGUUAUGUUUAGAAAUGUCAUU